Messenger RNA from Suillus plorans, 1341 nucleotides. RefSeq lists its product as uncharacterized. Bases 1 to 1341 code for a protein of 446 amino acids. The transcript has 3 exons. The record is from RefSeq and is a predicted model, not a curated record. Lineage: Eukaryota; Fungi; Basidiomycota; Agaricomycetes; Boletales; Suillaceae.
AUGCAGUACCCGGAUGAAAUCAACGAUCUUGCCCAGCUAACAAUGGAGGAAUUCGUCGGCCAUUCCCAGCAUUUGUUUAACCAGAUUAAGGAUCUUCCUUCAGAGGUCGACUUCAUUCGCUUCGUAUUGGCAGGUAGGGUUGGACAGCAAGCGGCUGAUGAGCCCGACCAGCAUCAUAUCACUUUGAAUUGCCUGCAAGGUCUCCCUCCUCUUCCUCAGACUCGAAUCAGUAGGGACCUCGACUCUGCCAUCGGAAUAUCUCGCACGUUACCCUAUACAAGCGCUUUGGCAAUCUGGCCCAUUCCUCCUUUCAAAGAGAUGCUGACUAAAGAUAAUCAUACCCAGAGCCAUGCAUACGAUGCUCAGGGCGAUAGGAUUUUCGUUCCUAUGCACAAAAUUCCUAACGUGCCAUUGGGAAAGGUCCAACAAAGGCAUGUAGUGCGGAUCUUCUUUCCCCGGCUCUACAGUGCAGACGGUGUAGUUCUGGUGUCUCAAGAGGAUUUGGCCCUCCUUUACGACCAUUGCCUGCGCCCCACACUAUUAGAGGUUCUGCCGGAAUUCGCUGAUCGGGCGCCGACAUCAUACGCUGCCGCAUACAUGCAAUCAAAGACCCGCGCCGGGGGGCUCGCGUUCAACACCCUAGACAUCCCUUGGAAUAGAUUGGAAGAGGUUGCUGAAAUAUUGCUGGCCAAACUUCAGGAGCAGAAGCCUGCUUUCAGGGACGCGUAUUUUGUCCACGAGCUGAGGGGAACGAAGGGGAGUACUAUACACGAUGGUGAGAAAGAUUGGGAGCGACAGAUGGCUUUCGAAGAGAUGUUCGAGCAUGUCGAUGUCGAUAACUUGAAUCCUCGGGAGUGGCUGGUUGAUGUCGCUCUGACUAUCGGAGUAGACGGACAUGUCCCGGAGCUGCUACAGGUCCUUGAACUGCCAUUCGAUCAAGCUCAGUACUGCGUAUGCACUCCAGAUCAGUGGAAGAUGCACUUUGACCGCAUUUUUCCCUCUUCCGUCCAGGAAGCUCGAGCCAGCGGUCAGAAUUUUCCUAGUUGUUCCUACUACAAGAGUUACAUUGCUCUUGCUAGCACUGUAAACGACGCAGGUCUGGUUAAGAUCAGAUGUGCGCUCAGGAAGGAAUUUGACAAACUGGCAUGGGCACCAUGGACAUCCACGGAUCGUAUGUGGGGAACAGGCGCAAAGACCAGCAGAGCAUGGAAAGUGCUUCCUCGGGAGAAAAAAGGAGGCCCAAUGAUCGCCAUCAACCCUAGACGCCAUAACCAACGAGUCAGCCUGCGUGCGUUUGAUCAACCUGACGAGAAUGAUGUUACGGACGCUGAGGAGGAGUGA